Messenger RNA from Formica exsecta, 1285 nucleotides. RefSeq lists its product as uncharacterized. NCBI's taxonomy places the organism in Eukaryota, Metazoa, Arthropoda, Insecta, Hymenoptera, Formicidae. The record is from RefSeq and is a predicted model, not a curated record. The transcript is spliced from 2 exons. Gene Ontology annotation, cellular component: nucleus. Gene Ontology annotation, molecular function: DNA binding. The coding region runs from base 122 to 1285 and encodes 387 amino acids.
UGGUUUUUGUCCCAAAGAAAUCAAAAGAUUUGCAUAUGAGUUGGCAAAGAAAUAUAAACUGUCAUUCCCAUCUCAGUGGGAAGAAAACAAAACGGCGAGUAAAGAUUGGUUUAGCAACUUCAUGAAAAGACAACCACAAUUAUCUAUAAGAUGUGCACAACCCACUAGUAUGUCUCGUGCCACUAGUUUUAAUGAAACUAAUGUAAAUAUCUUCUUUGACAAUUUGCAAAAUGUCAUUGAUAAAUAUAAGUUCGAAACAAAGGAUAUUUAUAAUGCUGACGAAACAGGGAUCACAACUGUCCAAAAACCAAAUAAAAUUGUUACUAGAAGAGGAAUCAGGCAAGUUGGCGCAUUGACAUCUGCUGAACGAGGAAGCUUAGUCACAAUAAUGUGCGCAGUAAAUGCUAUCGGUAAUUUUAUACCUCCGACAUUCAUAUUUCCGAGACUUCGAUAUAAAGAGCAUUUUGUCAGAGAUGGGCCAACUGGCAGCAUUGGAGCCGGAAACGCAAGCGGAUGGAUGCAAGAAAAUGAGUACCUCAUAUUUUUUAAACACUUUCAAAAAUAUACGUCUGCAACAGUUUCCCAUAAAGUUCUUUUGCUACUGGAUAAUCAUUCUUCCCACAUAUCCAUCCAAGCCCUUGACUAUUGUUCCGAAAACGGUAUAAUAGUGCUGUCUUUCCCUCCCCAUUGCUCACAUAAGCUGCAGCCACUAGACCGUUCUGUAUAUGGGCCACUAAAAAAAGCUGUCAAUACCAGUUGUGAUGCUUGGAUGUGCAAUAAUCCAGGGAAAACAAUGACUAUCUAUCACAUUCCUUCCAUAAUAAACACGGCUCUUCCAAUGGCGCUGACUGUAACUAACAUUCAAGCAGGCUUCAGAUGCACGGGCAUAUUUUCCUACAACAGAAAUAUAUUUACAGCUCUUGAUUAUGCUCCAUCUUAUGUUACAGAUAGGUCAGCACCUUUAUCUGAAAUUGGUAAUAAAAAUGAAAUUAGCUCAACCGAAUCGAGAGACGCGAAUGAUGAACCUAUACCGUCAACGUCUCGUUCUGUCUCAUGUGAACUCAACACUCAAACUCAAUCAAUAUCAGAUGAAGAAAUAAAUCUACAUGAAGAGUUCACGCCAGAAGCUGUUAGACCUUUCCCUAAAGCUCCGCCUAGGAAAGAAGGAAAUAGAGGUAAAAGAAAAAAGAAAUCUACUGUAUAUACUGAUACUCUUGAAAAAGAAAAAAUUAGAGCAGGAUAUGACGAAAAACACAAAAAGAAAAGUAAUCUCUAUUUGUAUUAA